GUAAACUUCACUAAAACCCACAGUAUGAAAAACAGAGCAAAGAAUCAUAUAAAACCAAGUAAACCUUGAGAUUACCACUUGUCACAUUGCAACAACAUAUAACUAUGAAUAUGAGAACAUGUAUAAAACUAAAUUGAACAACCUCGAUUUUUUAUUUUAUUUGUAUUAAUUUCAUUAAGAUUUUUUAUUAAACAUGGACCUUUACUUUCAUUAAAUAGACUUAUUGUUUAUUGUAGGCUCAUUUUGUAAAUGUUAGCAAUUACUGUAGACAUAAGCAAAAAGUGGGAGCUUCCUGCAAAUGUCAUUUCUCACAUUUACAAAAUCAGGUGAUUGUUCACCCAUCAAUAGAAAUGUCUCUGUUUAUAAAGACAAAAGAAUGAAAACAUGGUGCACCUCCAAAAAAAAACUUUCAGCUUUGGUUUUAUUCUUUAUGCAUGUGACAUCACGGUAAGUGAAACUCGCCGCGGUCACGCAAACUGAGUGGCAAAACGGCUGAGCGGCAGCAUUAGUGUAUAGCAUGAAUUCUGCGAAAACACAGAAAAAACGCAUCUAAAAUGGGAAAAAGCUGUUGUGAGAUCGACUGUGCUAACAGAUUCAUCAGUAAUUCAGCACUAUCUUUUUACAGAGUGCCAAAAUACCAUUCAGUCCUUUUUUACUAAGUCGAACCGUGUAAGUGUAAGUUCUUUUGGCAUGUGGUAUUCAUGUUGUACAAUGAUGAAUAAUUUGCUAUAAACUUCUUUUUAAACGCUGCCUAUUUCCAUUGAUGAAUAAUGGGGGCUCAUUCAUUCUCUGACUGUGUUUUACCUUCACAAAUAUAUAACGUUAGUAAGUGAAUUAUGACUAGUUAGCUGAGGGGUUACCAGAUAAAAUUAUAGAAUAAUAUAUAUAUAUAGAAUGUUUAUUGGUGUUCUUGUCACUUUAAUUUUUCCAACAAAUCCCAUCGCGAAGUAGGGCCAAGCAUCAAAGCUUUUGUAUGCAUUCAAGCUUCAGGUAUAUAUAAAUGUUGGAAAAAAACGAUUUCUGGCCACAUGCCAAUGUCCAAUGACCACAGGUUCUUGGGCAAGUUAUAAGAGUCACUGUCGAGUCCAACUGCCUUUAAUUUAAGCUGAUAAUCGUUAGUUAUAGACUACUAGCGUUUCCGCCAUUUUGUUGGAUGUGUUGCCCUCAGUCCCCCCGAGGGGGCGUGUUCCGGCGGGAAAGUGACGUCAAUGCUUACCCUCUAUAUAAGCGAGUUUGUCAUUGUACUGUUUUGUAGUUGUUGUGUUUUUCAUUAUGAAUAAUAGUGAACCCACAAUUCAAGCAAUAACCGCCCGAAUUGCUGCGAAAGUAAAAUGCGCACAGGGGCAUACAUAAGCAUUUAAAAGCGAAGGGGAAACGCUUUUAAAUGCUUAUGAAUGCUCCUGUGCACGUUUUACUACCCCAUAGGGGUAUACCGGUUUUACCGGUGUUGUCACAUGUCACAUUCCUACCACAAAAAUGUUGCAAACCUCAAAUGUAGCCAAACUGAACAGAACUCAGUGUAAUACAUUAAUUUGUAAUGUUAUGCGUCACUUAGUCAGUACAUAGUGUGAUUUAACAGUGAGAGGCGUGGCUGGAUAAUGACAGGCGUAUGAUUAACUUUACUUAAACGUAAUUAAUCACAUCCCAUGCCUGAAAUGGCAUUCAGAAAUGCAAGGGUGUGUGUGUGUGUGUCUGUCCCCAAACAAGUUUAUAAUUUGACCUUGCUGGGGUUGUCUUUUAAAGUUUCCAGGUUAGAAGGCAAACACGCACCUUGAUUUCGCACUUCGAUCUUUCCAAGCCUUCUCGAAAACAAUGUCACUUCUGUUUAUGGAGAAAUAAUGGACAUGUAGGAGAAUUGUUUCUCAGACCGGUCGCAGUGUUUUGCUACUUCUUGGAUGGGAGUUUUUAAGCCUUGGUGAUGCCUGCCUUUUAAAAUUUUUUGAAGCUUCACAAUUUUUUUGUAAUAAGGCUAUGGACUGUAGGAGGCUGUUAAAGCUGCUGCUUGCCUGCCUGGUUGUGUUUGCUGCUGCAAAGUUUUAUUUCCACAGUCAAAGAACAAAAACUGUAGAUGACAUAAGCAACAAGAAGCCUGUCCUGAUCGCAGAUCGUUUCUGGAUGCCACAAAGCGUAUCUGAAGUCAGCAACUUGCCUGUGUCACCAGCCCUUCAAAAGAAUGAGAAGGCAGAGGACAAAACGACUAAGAUUCAACCAAAGCUGGAAGUAAAUAGCACACUAAUAGCCCCAGUGAAAACGCGUACAGGCCCUCUCCGUGUCGUACACUUAGAUCUUAAGGGGGCAGCACCCAAAGUCAGUUAUUUUCAGCAGAUCUUUCCACUAAUCUCCAGUCUUGGUGCUGAUGGGAUUUUGGUGGAGUAUGAGGAUAUGUUUCCCUAUGAAGGGGACCUUGAAGUUCUCAGGGCACCUUUUGCAUACAGUGCAGAGGACAUACAAGAAAUUAGGACAUUGGCCAGCCUCUACAACCUUGAGCUGAUACCCCUGGUGCAGGUGUUUGGACAUCUAGAGUUUGUCCUGAAACAUGAACAGUUUUUUGACUUGAGAGAAGUGGCCAACUAUCCUAACAGCCUGAACCCUCUGGUCCCUGGAAGCUUAAAACUGGUUAAAGAAAUGCUAACUCAGGUCCUGAAGAAGCAUCCACAGACACAAUGGAUUCAUAUUGGCGCUGAUGAGGUUCUCAGCCUUGGUGAGAGUGAGGACUCAAAAAACUGGUUGAAGCAAAAUAAUGGAAGCCUAGGAGCACUCUUCCUCAGCCAUGUGACAAAGGUCUGCCACUUCCUGGCUGAACUGAGGCCUGGAAUAAAGCCUAUAUUUUGGGAAGACAUGCUCAGGAAGAUUAGUGCCACGUUAAUCAAAGAAUCCGGUAUGUCGACUCUCGCAUCCCCUAUGAUAUGGAAAUAUGAUUCAAAAAUGGAUUUGUCCAAGAUAGGACAGCUGCUAUCUAACUACCAACAGGCUGGAUUUCAGACUGUGUGGUUUGCAAGUGCAUUUAAAGGAGCUUCAGGCAUUGACCAGAGAUGGACACCACUAAAUCACCACUUACAGAAUCACCUAGCCUGGCUUAAAGUCAUGGACUCCAUGUCUAAAUACCCCUCUAUGAAACUAGACGGCAUUGCUUUAACAGGCUGGCAAAGAUACGAGCAUCACACAGUGCUAUGUGAACUGCUUCCUGUGGCUAUCCCCUCUUUGGCAAUCUGUCUAGAGACUCUAAAAUAUGGUUCAUUUAAUCGUACAGCUGAAACUGACAUACAAAUACAUUUGGGCUGCAAAGUUGACCUUCAAGCUAAUAGCUGUCAAGGUAAUGGGUCAUUUCCAGGCUCUGAAAUUUAUUACAUGGUUCAAGAAAUCCACAAUAAACUUCAGAAAUCCACUGAAACAAUAACUCAAGACUAUCACCUGAGAGGAUCAUUUAGUGCUUACCAAAGAAAACACAGCUUUGCCAAUCCACGGAACAUUGGAUAUUUUAAGGGUGCACUAAACAAAUUGCUGAAUAAGUGGGAUCACUUUAUGGCGAUGUUCAAGAUGGAGAUGUUGACUGUCUACUUCGAAGACACUGUGGAUGAAUGGAUGGAAGAGAACGUUAACCAAUACAUGGAUAAACUCUAUAGUUUGGACAAAGAUGUAGAGCGCAUUGUUCAACUCAAAGGAAAAGCAAUGAACCGUACAAUUGUAUGAUUAAUACAUUUUUAAGUAUAUAUGGAUGUUAAACAUGUCUGACCUCCUUAGGAGGCUGAAAAUGUUUAUUUUCUAUUUGACUAAAAUACUCCACAUUUUGUUGUUGUUACCAGGAAAAAUGAUAUGGGAUUUAUAUUGAUGUGAUAUGAUAGGGGUGAAUAUUUGGUUGUGUGUAACUGGGAGACAUAUAUGAGGACUUUUUUCCCCAUUAUGUUUCAUGUUUCAUUGGUGUAUUAUUGUGAUGGCUAGACGACUGGGUCAGAGCAUAUCCAAAAGUCAGAUCUUGUGUUCCGGGUGCAGUGGUUAGUAC
Molecule: messenger RNA, 4000 nt
Organism: Ictalurus furcatus (blue catfish)
Lineage: Eukaryota; Metazoa; Chordata; Actinopteri; Siluriformes; Ictaluridae
Product: beta-N-acetylhexosaminidase
Exons: 14
Coding region: 1972-3690 (572 amino acids)
Biological process (GO): carbohydrate metabolic process
Molecular function (GO): hexosaminidase activity
Source: RefSeq, a predicted model, not a curated record